Messenger RNA from Thalassophryne amazonica, 3930 nucleotides. RefSeq names its product pro-neuregulin-3, membrane-bound isoform. The record is from RefSeq and is a predicted model, not a curated record. The transcript has 9 exons. Gene Ontology annotation, molecular function: chemorepellent activity. Bases 1681 to 3837 code for a protein of 718 amino acids. Gene Ontology annotation, biological process: animal organ development; intracellular signal transduction; nervous system development. NCBI's taxonomy places the organism in Eukaryota, Metazoa, Chordata, Actinopteri, Batrachoidiformes, Batrachoididae.
UUACCUUUUUAUCUGUACACUCCUUUUUUUAACAUCUUUGUAUUCAUUCUCCCCUCCCUGCUAACGGAGGUGGGCAAGCUUCCCAGAGCUGGUGCAUCCAGCAGGUGCAGCCUCCUUCUCUCCUCUCUCCCUCCCACCCUUUCUCUCUCUCUCUCUCUCUGUUUGCUCAUCCACUGUGCGCACAGUGCCUGCAGUUUUUUCCUUUCCCUCUCUUUCUUUCUGUCUCUUGGCGGUGGCGGCAGCGGCUUAGAGAGGCAGCUGGAUGUGCAUCAGAAUGACCACAACUAAAGACAGAUGCAUCGUCGGAUGCUGCUAACCUUACAGGGAGAAACGCAGGGGAGCCUGUGCCGCGGUGCCGAGGGCUAAUCCUGGUGCGGAGUGCAUGUUUUGUAAUCAUCUCAGAAAGAACAUCCCGCAGGAAGGACAAGCACAGGAUCCCAGCAACACGACCAACAAAUCCCGGGCUGAGUCUGAGAGAACUUGCGUGGUAUUUCAAACAUUUCAGCUUUUUUGCCGCUCUCGAUGUUUUAUCGACUCAAUGCUUCUCUUUCGCUCUGUAGCGGAAUGUUUUGUUCAAACAGAUGUGGAGAGGUUUUCUGAGUGCUUGCUGCAGUGUUGACAGACGGCAGACUGAGACAGCAGGGUGCUGAACAGGCAGCUUGGGGAAAUUUGAUCCACAACCAGUUGGAGAAGGAGCAGGAUCCCGUGGUGCAGCUGCAGAUUUAUCCACCCUGUGAUUCCGCUGCGUGACAACACCCCUCAUUCUGUCUUCAGCUCAAGUCUUGACUCCAUCCCAUUCAAAACAUUAAUUGGAUUCUCUUCCUUGGUUUUAUUUUUAGCCUUGCUGGAAUUAGAACAUACAGAAGAAGAAGUGGGGUCAGAUCCAAAAAAGUGCUUAAAAACAGAAAACCUUGCAGAAGCAUUGGGAGACGCAGACAGUGGAUAACCUCAAGCGAGGGUCUACUGGAGCAAAAACAAAACGUCUCUUUCAGUUGCGGAAGGGGCAGGUUUUUGGUAGCUGAGGGACGCUGACUUGGCUAAAGCUGUCGGAACAAGUCUGCUUCAGGAAUCGUAUUUUUUUGGGUUCGGUCCUGGGGAGCAAUAAGACCCCCCUCCCCUGCAAGUUUCACAUCACGAUAAGACAACGGUGUUCUGUGUUGGAGUGUACGUGCAGCGGACACAUAUGCAUGCCAAGUAGAAAUAGCUGCAGUGGCAUCCGGACAUUGAUGCCACAGAUGUAAACCUGUUCCCUUCCUCCCAUCACUCUUGCUUUCCAUCUUUCUCUCCAUUAAAGACGUCAAUUCUUCUGUGUUUUUUUUCCUUGUGUUUCAUUUCCAACUUCGAGAAGGAACCACAAUCAUUUUGCUUCUUCAGUGUAUCUGUGGACAUGGGGAGUUGGCAGGACUAAAGGCGGACUAAUCAAAGCUGGCAUCCACCAAUGCCAGCUUUCCCGUUCUUCAUCGUGUAUCUCUGAGUGUGCAUGUGUGUCUGUGUGUCUGUCUACUGGUGUGUUUGUGGAUGACUGUCUGUCUGUGUGUUUUCCAGCAUCCCUCUCCAUUACAUCUCCUUCAUUGGAUUACAUAUUUGUGCUGGUCUUAUUGAAUGUCAGACUCCAUGGAAUAUUUCAACUGGCACCUUUCUGCUACGGACCACCGAUGCCUAUCAUAGGGUUAACCAUCAAUGAGCCAUAACGGACAAAAAGGAAAAAUGAGCGAGUGUUCUGGGCCAGCUGUAUCUGGGGCGGUGAUCCUGGAGGAACCUGAGGGCUCAGGGGCGACUGGCCGUGGCGAGGGUCAGGCCCAGGAUCAGGGUCCACUACGAUGGGGAGGAUGCACACUUUGGCCACGCCAACAGACAUGGUUGUGUGUGGUUCCUUUACUUAUUGGUUUCAUUGGCCUGGGAUUGAGCCUGAUGCUGCUGAAGUGGAUUGUUGUUGGGACUGUACGGGAUUACGUGCCAACAGACCUUGUGGAUGCUAACCGAAUAGGGCAAGAUCCUAUUUUUCUUUCGAAACCAAGUGGCAUUCCUAAAGGUCCUGAUACUACAACCACCACCACCACCACAACUACCGCAAUUACAGUAGAUGGUGGGAACCACACUCCCAGAACCGUAACAGUGGCAAAAGGAAGGACUCGAUCCACCACUACUACGACUACAAAUCCUAGAGGGGGCGGAGCAUCAGGAAGCCAGGUAACUCCUGGACAUCGGAAUGGACGUGGACAUUCGGGCAUUACUACAACCACCGCAGUGCUGUGGACAACCCCCAUAAUAGGAGCGGCAACGUUGAGCCCGUCUCCAUCCAACCCGACAGUGUUGCAUGACUCUACACAGAUGUGGACUCCGGAGCAAACCACCACAGAGACGGUCUCCAUGAUGCUAACCACACGUUCGCAUGCCCACCGCAAAACACCAUCUCCAACUGUCCCUCCGCUGCACUCGGAGCACUUCAAACCGUGUCACGAGAAGGAUCUGGCCUACUGCCUGAAUGGUGGCGAAUGCUUCGUCAUUGAAACGCUCAGCGGGCCUCACAAGCACUGCAAAUGUCGGGAAGGCUACCAGGGAAUCCGCUGUGACCAGUUUCUGCCCAAAACUGACACCAUCCUGUCUGAUCCAAAUCACUUGGGUAUCGAGUUUAUGGAGAGCAAAGAGGUGUACAAGACACAGGUGCUGUCAAUCACAUCCAUUGCCAUGGCGAUCAGCCUCCUGGGGACCCUCUGUGUGGCCCUCUACUGCCGUAACAAGAGGCGCAGAGAGAAGCUUCAGGCCCACCUGAAGGAGAGUCGUAGUUUGAAAAACUACACCGCUAAUUCCCAGAAUUCACUCAACUCCAAUUCGAGAAACCUCAACAUCAACCUGCAGAUGCACGAGGACUGCAAACAUUCUUCUCAGAGUCGUCAUGGCAACAUUUGUGAGUCCAGCUUGGCUGGGUGCUGCAUUACCGCCACGGCGUCCAGCAACUCCAGAGUCACGGUGAAACAUCAAAGAAGUGGAUCCUUAACCCAUAGCCCGGACCAGAGAGCUUGGGCAGCCCAUUGGUCAACCCCUCGCAGAACUCCACCCAUAUCCAAAGGACGGCUAAAUCCAAUUGGAGGAUCGAAGUACUCAGGCCCUGCCUACCAACACCUUCAGGAAGCAGAUUCCUCUGAGAAGGAGGCUGAAACACAAAGAGGUUGCCAGAUGGGAGAGAACCCGUGUGACGACUCCAAGCGAGAGGCCUUCCUGCAUAUGCAAACGCCUGUUUCCAUGGAGACAUCACCAACGCCUUGGAACAGACAUGCUGAGGGUUGCUCGGGUCCGUGUGCACCGUCUGAGCACCACCCUCUCGAUCCCGUCACCCGCAGCCUGCGGAGGCCCGACCGCCGUCACAGCCACUCUCCCACUCCUCCCUUUCGCUCUUGCUCCAUCCCCAUCAUCCCCUCCGUCCAGUGUCACCAUGACGAUGAGGUGUCAUGUAUGCAAACCAGCGUCAGUCCGGUGGCUGCGGCCUGCAGGGGCGCGCCUUGUACGCAAGCAGGAAGACCAAAAGCAAAAGCAAUGGAAAUCACAUCAUCAUUUUCUUCCUCCUCCACCAUUUGCGCCAAACAGGAUGAAGUGGCGAUGCUGCUAGAGGAGGCGCAGGAGCACCUCAGGGCGUUGGCUUUGGCUCACCGGACGCAAGAGGACGACGGGAUCAUUAGCGGCAGGCUGGCGGUCGUACCCAUGGAGGCCAGAGAAACUGUUUGCUUCCUGAGCCCAGGCGGAGGAGGUUCCAGGGCGCUGAGCCGUUCUGCACCCACACAGACUCAGUUACUCAGCCCAAAAACGUCGCACAGAGACCUGUGCCAAACCGACCAAUGAGAGGACCCGACUGGCGGGAAGAGGACGCUGACUUUGUCUGACAAACUCUGGUGUUCCGCCUCAGUGGGCCACCAAUGGAAAUGCUGAAUAGAA